CAGUGGGCAGGAAGGAAAGGGACGUGGUGCCAAGUGCUAUGGCUCCUCAGGUGCUGCUCCCCUAUUUGUGUCACCUCUUCUCCAGGCCCAGGAGCUACAGGAAGAUGGUGUGCCUGCCCGCCGCCGCACUGGCUUUGAGGAGGUGGCUGGGGAUCGGGCUCUUCGUGCUGCUCUGCCUUAGAUUAGGCUAUGCACAGGAGAAGAAAGUAGUCAAAAGCAAAGUGGGAGAAAAAGUUGGCCUGCCUUGUUGUCAUGAAAUUCCCAGCUCAGAAAGCCUACAGAACUACCGGGUCUACUGGCAGAAGAACAUUACAGAGGUAGUGCUUGCCUACGCAGCAGGGAAGAGGAUCUCCGAUCAUAGCUCUGCCCGAUAUGAAAACCGGACAGAGAUAGACCCCAGGAACCUCACCCUGUGGAUCUCCUCCAUGGAAAUCCUGGACAAUGGCCCUUACUGGUGUGUAGUUCAGCACCUCAGAUCUUCACAGAACUCCAUGGUUGUGUGUAACGAGCCUGUCAACCUCUUUGUUACAGCUGACUUCAGUGAGCCGAACUUAACAGCAGAAGUAUCCGCUGAUUCUUGUGAAUCAACUGAGCUGGUGGUAAUGUGUUCUUCUUAUGGAGGUUUCCCCAAACCCAGACUCUCUGGAGCCCUCAACAACAUGUCCGUGGUGUGGAAUGCCAGCUGGGUGACCGAGUCCAACCUCAGCCCAUACAACAUCACUGGCAAACUCUCACUCAAUGUGACCCGAGAUGCCAACAUCACUUGCUCUGUUGAAUACAACGGCUUUACCAAGUCCACCAGUUUGCUUCUGAAAAAAACAAAUGACUGUGUUCUCCCUACUGUGGCUCCAUCUUAUAAUGUCAUUACUGCUUCAAGUAUCAUCAUUGUCAUCUUCGUUUUGGCUAUCACCCUAGCAGCAAGAUACCUCCCAAGGCACGUCUGUUCUCACUGCUGUAAGUGUCAGGAUUCAGUGGAACAGAAUGUGAAAGAAGGUACAAAGCCACCUGUGAGCUCUAAAGUGACAUCUGAAACAUCAUUUGUAUGACCAGAUUGCAUUGGCAGGUUUCUUAUCCUGUGUAUUCCGCACUGCAGUCCCCACUGCUCAUUGUACAGCAAUACUUACUGUGUUGACCCUUCGGCUCUCUGAAAGGGGAUGACAGCAGAAAGCUCUGCUUAUGAAGACUGGCAACAUAAUCCUGUAAGCAUGAAUGCAAGCACCCACCUAUGCCACAGUAGCUGUGGUGUGGUAUCCUUACAGCGGGUCACUGAAAUUCCAGCUGGGAGGACUCUCCAUGUUCCUACAGCAGGGCAGGAGUAUCGUGAUCAUCAACAUACCAGCAGUCCAACAGCUUGGGACCCUCUGGCUUUGUUGCUGCCUCUGUGAACACCAGGGGCCCCGCAGAGCCCUGGCAGGCAGCCCACAGCCACAAGCCCUGUUAGUAACACAGAGCUGGCCUUUGGCAGACCCCAGGCCCUGACACAGUCUCAAGUCAGGCCGUGCCUCAAUGUGGUGACUGGGAGCAGCUAUAACUUUUUAUAUUCAGCCUCGUGCAGGUAUCUGCCAGUACUGUUCUUUGUGCUGGAGGACUUUGGAUUUGGACUUGACCAUUACAGAUGCAUGUCCCUUCUCCCCUAGAGAGGCAAUAAUGCACACACUUUUCACAGAGAAGCACCUUGAGUGGGACUACGUGCCUCAUGCUUAUUUUCAGUGCUAACAGAUGUUUUUAGGGAAUGAUCCAUACUGACAGCACAUUUAGCAGCUAACUAAUAUUGCUUAUCCACAGCAGUGGCAGAAGUUCUCAUAACCUUUCUCUCCUGAAAGGAUGGCCUCACCAACCCAGGUACUAAGAUACUGCUCCUCCACUGAAUUACUGCAGCGGCACAUUUGACAAAGCACAGUGCUGGUGGUGCACUGUGCACGCCCCUGUGAAUACACUUGUACAAGCUCUUACAAGCAUUCCUUCCUACCCACACUUGUAACGCUGCAUUUCUGUAACAAUUCGUGGUUUAUCUCACAUGUAUCUACUGUAAUGAAAUGUAACUCAGCCUUCCUCCAUAAACAUAGGUCUGCUUUUGUUUGUAUAUUUGUAUAGGAAUACUUGUUAGAGAAGGCUCUCCGUCUUCUUGGGAGUCUCACACAGUGACAUAGGGAUUUACUUUGUGUUGAAUGCUGUUGCUUUCUGCUAGCGUUCUCUACCCAGCCGGGACUUGAAGGAAGUACCCUGCAGGAUUCCAACAUUGGAUAGGACUCAUCUAAUCUGGGUGAUAUUCUUGCCUACUGUGUAGGAAAAAAUGGUUUCUCAUUUUCAGUGGAGAAAAAGCUUCAAGCCCCACCAAGCUUCCUAAGCAACUCUGCAUCCUAACCUAAGUCAGCCCUGCCCUGAGUUUGACAGAUCUGGUUUUCCCUUUUGCUCUGUCCCAGUGCAAACUGUACCUGUUCCCUUGCUGCUCUAGCCAUGUGUGUAGUUAGCAGAGCAGAGCAAACACCAUGCCACUCUCUCUGUGGGAUGUUUUGUUGCUUGAGCUGUUUAUCUUGCUAGGGCACAGCCAAGAAAUAUUCUACCCACUUCACUUUUCUCUAGCAGAUACAUAUUGAAAUAGAAAUUGCUGGAGGAAAUAAGAGGACUGAGAGUGGUUUAUAGAGGAUUGAGCUACAAGAGGCUAAGGGAUCGAGUUGCUAGUAAAAAAACAAGGCACUGCUCCUUUUCUACUCCUGCAGCAUCAUGCUGCCCCAUCAGCUUUUUUACUUUUUCUCACUGUAUGAAGUGAAAUGGGAGCUUCAAAACAUUCUUAUGGAAGGGUUUUUGACAGAGGAAAGGAGACAAGGUGGGUGAUAAGGAAACCAUAAGCUUUGCACUUGUGAAUUCUGGUGGAAAGCAGAAAACAGGUGACAUGGAAAACAGUGUUUCUGAAAGGAAACCUUAUUCCAGGACUUGGGUCUAUGGGCAACAGUGUCUCAUACUUUCCAUUUCUUCCCAUACUUCCUCUUUCCAGCAUAAACUACUAGCUUCCUGCAGGCUGAACACCCUCCUUUUCUAUUUACUUUGCUCAUUUUUAACACUGCUUCCUUCCCUGCUAUAACAAUGCAUUUCCACCUUACCAACCACACAACCCUGACAGUUGUACCAACACAACUUUUUCCCUCUGCCUCUCCUGUGCUUUACUUCUGCUCCUGACAGAUGAUUGCACAGCCUCCUGGAGAAGGGUUUGUCCUCUGUACUGUGCCAAACCUUUCUAUGUCACCAGACUCCUCAGACCUUUGAAGUUAACUCCUUCUAAAGGAAACAGAAUGUUUCACUGACAAAUAUGUCUAGCAUCAGUUUGGUUUUGUAUUCUUGUUGGGCAGGUUAUUUGGUUUAUUUUUAGCUUAUGCACUUACACUAUGAAUCAUGUUUUCUAUUGCCUUAUGCUGUAUUCAAUGAAUUGCACACAAAUGGUUUCUGUGAGACCUUUUUGGCUUAAUAUCUGGGUCUUUCUACCAGGUGAGCUGCUCUGUUUAUCACAGGUAUUUUGUAUAUAACAUUUUUUCCUAGGGUUUAAUUGUAUUAAAAAAUAAAUGGUAAACUCAAGUUUCCUUUCAUCAGUAAUAAAAUAUGUCUGU
Molecule: messenger RNA, 3602 nt
Organism: Melopsittacus undulatus (budgerigar)
Lineage: Eukaryota; Metazoa; Chordata; Aves; Psittaciformes; Psittaculidae
Product: T-lymphocyte activation antigen CD80
Exons: 6
Coding region: 39-1046 (335 amino acids)
Biological process (GO): T cell costimulation; immune response; negative regulation of T cell proliferation
Cellular component (GO): external side of plasma membrane
Source: RefSeq, a predicted model, not a curated record